Zychaea mexicana is the source of this 2661-nucleotide messenger RNA. RefSeq lists its product as uncharacterized. The record is from RefSeq and is a predicted model, not a curated record. The coding region runs from base 1 to 2661 and encodes 886 amino acids. The transcript is spliced from 3 exons. NCBI's taxonomy places the organism in Eukaryota, Fungi, Mucoromycota, Mucoromycetes, Mucorales, Lichtheimiaceae.
AUGACGGCUCCUCCAGUUCCUGAAAAGAGCAGACUACGUAAACAAUCGACAGUAUCCAUUGACACGACAGCGACCACAGCCACAACCGCAAAUAACACUGCUGGUAACAGCGCCAAUGUCGAGCAACAGCAGCUUAGUAAAAGCCGCUACACAGAGCAAUUUGACUUGAUUCCACCCCCUGAACUGCUCGAGGCGCUUUCUUCCUCCACUGUCGACAAUGACAGCAAGCGAAGCAACAAACCGUCCACCACGCAUAAAACGCUACGACCAUUCCUGUAUUCAUCCAACAGUACAACCACAAUCGAACAAGUGCAGCCAUCGCCCAAUAAUUCAACGUCGCGCCCACCUAUUUCCAAUGCAACAUUCUGGUCAUCGUCAUCCAUCUCGCACUCAUUCUCGGCGCGUAACCUCAGCAGCUACAAGCUUAGCGACCUCUCCGAACCCGAGGAUAACAGCAGCGUGAAAAAUAAACCUGCAACAACACCAAACAAAAAGCAAGCUAAAAAGAGCAAGAGCAAACUGUUCGGCUCUAGCGUGAGUUUGUCCAAGAGUACACCAACGACGUCGCAUGAACAGACUAAUAAAAGCACCAAUAACGAAGAAGAAGAAUACGUCAAAACGAGCGGACCACGCGUGCCCACGAUAUUUAGUUUGAACCGUGCGGAUGUAAUUAUUUCGCGACUGGAUUACUGGCAGCACUUGCUCAAGGCAGUCAUUAACUGGAUGGAGGAGCUGGUCAAGAUCAGCUUCCAAAACAGUCGCUGUUACUCACAACGUGCCUUGCCGGUCCUUAAAGAGGAUAUCGGUGACACCUCUGAUGAUGAAAAAAAUGCUAUGGCUACAGUGCAAGCGGGUCUUCAAAUGCUUAGCAUCCAGCUCGCCAACGAAGAAAAGGAGUUUGGCAAAAGGAUCCAGCAGGAUUUCCUGCCUGGACUGAUCAAGUUACGCAAGGAUGCCAAGGAGAUGAUCCGUGGUCUGAAGGAGGAGCCUGAGCUGGUCAUGGAUGAGUUGCUCAGAUAUGCUGAAACCACCCGCAAGAGCAUGACCCAGCUUAAUCGGCACUGCAAAGCGGCAGAAACUUAUCCUGUGGAACAUGAUCCAUGGCUUGCCAAUUUGUAUGUGUUGCGCCAGCUGAAGCAUGAAGUGGAUGAAGAGAACCGAAUGCGCAAGUUGAUGAUGCCCAUCCAAAAAGGAACGGCGGCAUAUGAAGCCCGUGCGCUCGAGCAACUCAAACCAGCCAUUGAGUUUUGCUACAAGAAGCUUGCACCCGGGUUGUGGGAAGGCUCUGAAGAGAACGAUACACCUUUCAGACUUGUGAUGGAGCACAUUGCACCCUCCACAGAAUGGAAGAGCUUCUACGAAAGCAAGAAGAAGGACCUGGUCAAUGAGGAGAACCCGCUCAAGGACUACCUGAAGAUCAACUAUCCCAACAAGUUGAAUCCAAAGGUUAUGACCGUUGCAAAGGGCAUCAUGGAGCGCCGUACUGGUGUCUUGAAGCAAUAUACAGAGCGUUAUUUUGUUCUCAGCCAAUGUGGUUACUUGCAUCAAUUCACGAUGGGCGACAAGGUGUCUCCUGAACGAUCCAUCUAUAUUCCUGAAUGCACAGUUGUACCCUCGAUCGAUAUCAGUCACUUUGCCGAGAACGACAAGACUGACGGACCAUACACGUUUGAAAUUCACAAGCGUGGGACCCAAGUGCUGCAGCGAGACCGUGUGUUUUAUUUCCGCACCAAUUCGCGCGAAGAGCUUUUAUCCUGGUGUCGUGUAUUGUGUGAUGUUUCCUCGGUAGCACAAGGCACCCGUAUGAUUCCACAUCCUAUAACUAACACUAGCUCUGCUACACGACCUUCGGACUCUGUAUCAUCGUCAGCAUCGUCUUCAGUAGAAGGACAGCACAACAAAAAGAAUAGUUCAACAGUAUCUGUCCCAACGAUUCGGUCGGUUCGCUCGAACAUGACAGCUACGCCUCCAGCAGCCUCGCAACCAAAUAAUACUGCUGCUACUGCCAGUAUGACUACCACGUCGAGCACUAGAGUACUAGUAACUUCUACUACUACUGAUACCAAGACUACAAUGGAAGCAGAUGAGAAAACCGAAACUUCUGCAAGCGAGGCAGCAACUCCUGCUAGUAGUAGCAGCAACGGCAUCAAUGGAACAAACGGUCAUCGACAUAUUAGUUUUCCAUCAGCUACUUCUGCUGCUGUUGAUGACGACGAAGAUGACGCAGCUAGCAUCAAGACCGCACGGGCCACCGCAGACGAACCAGAGCAGGAACAAUCCAAGAAAGAUGAAGAGCAAAAGAAAAAGAAACCCCAGGAAAAGAAUCCACACAACGAGGCACACGAAACCGAAAAGGAAGAGAAGAAUGAGGAACAACACCAACAACCAACUUUCGUACGACCUGAGUCACGAGCUAGUACCGUGGACGACAGCGAAUCUUCUGUAUACUUUUCAUCUACCUCGGGUCCACCUUCACCUACAUCAACCACUAGCUCGAUACCCGAUCAUCACUUUGAAUUCCCUGCAUUGCAAGACGAUGACGACAGCAAUAACUAUAACAGCAACAGAAUUGAUCGUCAGCUAGAAAACGAUGGUGAAGAAGACGAGCCAAGUACACCCCGAGCUCAAUUCUACCAGCCCAUGCUAAACUUCUCCAUCUAG